AUGGACCCAAAUUUUGAGGGCCGGGUGCUGGUUAUCGCCAACCGGCUACCUAUCACCAUCAAGCCUGAUGCCGAGGGCAAUUUUGAGUACACCAUGUCUUCAGGGGGCCUGGUCUCCGGAUUGAGAAGUCUGGCGAAAGUGGUCGACUUCAAGUGGUUUGGGUGGCCUGGACUUGACGUCCACCGCAACGAUAAAGACCGGGUCAGGAGUCAACUGCAUGACCAAUUCAACGCGGUUCCGAUCUUCCUGGCCGAGGAACUCGCCCAGAAACACUACAAUGGGUUUUCCAAUUCUGUGCUUUGGCCGCUACUGCAUCGCAUGCCUGAGAAAGUCGGGACGGAAGGAAGCUGGGCAGCUGCAUAUCGUGAAGUCAAUGAAAUCUUCGCCGACAACAUCGUUCCAUAUGUGGAAGACGGCGACCUCAUCUGGGUGCACGAUUACCACUUGAUGCUUCUCCCCGGGAUCCUGCGCGAGCGGUUAAGCAAGAAAAAGGACCUCCGCAUCGGCUUCUUCUUGCACACGCCUUUCCCGAGUGAAGAUUACUUCACCAUCCUGCCGUUCCGAGAGGAGAUCUGCCGCAGCCUGCUCCUCUGCGACGUGAUUGGAUUUCACACGAACGAGUACGCGAUGGACUUUCUCAACAGUGCGCGGACAGUUCUCAAAGACGUUGCUAAAUCUCCACAAGACCUGCAUUGGGAAGGAAGGAGAGUUAUCCUUCACGGAUUCCCUAUCGGCAUUGAACCCGAGGAGUUCACCCAGAAGGCCGAGUCGGAGGAAGUCCAGAAGGAGAUCGCAAACUUACAAAAGGAAUUCCGGGGCCAGAAAAUCCUCCUCGGAGUGGAUCGAUUGGACUAUAUCAAAGGCAUCCCUCAAAAGGUAAUGGCCUUUGACCGGUUCUUGACCGAGCACCCAGAAUGGGUGGGGAAGGUCACAAUGAUCCAAUUAGCCAUCCCGACACGAGCGGAUGUCCCUACUUACCAGAAGUUGAGAGAGGAGGUUGAGCGGCUGAUCGGCCAUGUCAAUGGCAAACAUGGCACCUUCACUCACACCCCGAUCCACUACUUGUACAAAUCCUUGAAGCCGGAAACGCUUUCUGCAUUGUAUGCUGUGUCCGACGUGUGCAUCAUCUCAUCACUCCGAGACGGCCUGAACAUGGUGAGUUACGAGUAUGUUGCAAGCCAGGCGCAACGCAAGGGCGUCUUGGUGAUGUCCAACUAUGCUGGAGCUGUCAAACUGCUUCCUGCGUGCGUGGUCAUCAACCCCUGGGACAUUCCACGGUUCGCCGAGACCAUCGGAGAGGUGUUGGACAUGCCACCGGAGGAGCGAGCACGACGACAUGAGGAGAACUUUAAUGUGGUGAACAGAUGGACCAGUGUCAACUGGGGAACCUCAUUCCUCAACACCAUGAUCAGAUUGGAGAUCCCGGAAGAUGAAUCGCCGCCAGACCGUGACGAGCUUGGUCCGUCGGAGGUUGACGACCGAGAAACGGGAUCAAAAUCAUAG
Messenger RNA from Exophiala dermatitidis NIH/UT8656, 1503 nucleotides. RefSeq names its product alpha,alpha-trehalose-phosphate synthase (UDP-forming). The record is from RefSeq and is a predicted model, not a curated record. Gene Ontology annotation, cellular component: alpha,alpha-trehalose-phosphate synthase complex (UDP-forming); cytosol. The transcript has 5 exons. Bases 1 to 1503 code for a protein of 500 amino acids. NCBI's taxonomy places the organism in Eukaryota, Fungi, Ascomycota, Eurotiomycetes, Chaetothyriales, Herpotrichiellaceae. Gene Ontology annotation, biological process: trehalose biosynthetic process. Gene Ontology annotation, molecular function: catalytic activity.